CCGUGGUGGCGCGCGCGCGCGGUUUGGCCAUGAACGUCAGCGGCACCGCGGCCAGAGCCAACGGCUCCUCGUCGCGCGGCGAGCGCAACGAGGCGCUGGCGAGAGCCGAGGUGGCGGUGCUGUUCGCCAUGUUCGCAUGCACCACACUUGGUAACUCGGUGCUGCUGACGGCGCUCUUCCGACGGCGCAAGCACGCGUCACGCAUGCACGUGUUCAUGGUGCACCUGUGCCUCGCCGACCUGGUGGUGGCUUUCUUCCAGGUGCUGCCGCAGCUCGCGUGGGACAUCACCGACGUGUUCCUCGCGUCCGACUUCGCCUGCCGCUUCAUCAAGUACAUGCAGAUCGUGGGCAUGUUUGCCUCCACCUACAUGAUCGUGGGCAUGACGGUGGACCGAUACCAGGCGGUCUGCUUCCCCAUGGUCACCUUCAAGAAGCGUAUGGCUUACUGGAACGCGCCCGUGUGCGCCGUGUGGGUGGUCUCGCUGCUGCUCAGCGUGCCCCAGGCGGUCAUCUUCGCCAAGGGGGAGGUCUACCCGGGCGUCUACGACUGCUGGGGGACAUUCCAGCCGAUGUGGGGCGUCAAGGCGUACAUCACCUGGAUGGCCAUGGCCAUAUUUGUGGUGCCCACCGCCGUGCUCGUGUGGUGCCAGACCAAGAUCUGCCGCGUCAUCCGGCUGAACAUCUACUUCAAGACGCCGCACGUGCACAAGGACACGCUGCUGCUGCGGCGGCGGCGGAAGCAGCGGCGGCGGCAGCAGAAGCGGCAAGAGGACGAGGAGGAGGUGGCGGCCCUGCACAGGGGUCAGACGCACGCUGUGACCAUGACGCGGGUGAGCAGCGUGACCGGUGUCUCGAGGGCGAUGGUGAAGACGGUGAAGAUGACCCUGGUUAUCGUGAUCGUAUACGUCCUCUGCUGGUCGCCGUUCUUCGUAGCGCAGCUAUGGAGCGUGUGGGAUCCCAAUCCACCGUUCGAAGGUAAACUUCAACCCACCAGGGGCAGACUGGCUGCUGUCCAGCCUCGUUUGUUUUUGAUGCUUAAGUUGUACGUCUCGUGCUUAUAUGCCUGGCUUUCGUCAAGCGCUGCUGUGGGUAGAUAACACGCAUCGAGAAUGUGUUCCAUCGCAAUCACCAACGAUUUAAGUCCAUUAUACUCAAA
Molecule: messenger RNA, 1156 nt
Organism: Lethenteron reissneri (Far Eastern brook lamprey)
Lineage: Eukaryota; Metazoa; Chordata; Hyperoartia; Petromyzontiformes; Petromyzontidae
Product: vasopressin V2 receptor-like
Biological process (GO): G protein-coupled receptor signaling pathway; regulation of systemic arterial blood pressure by vasopressin; cellular response to hormone stimulus
Cellular component (GO): plasma membrane
Molecular function (GO): vasopressin receptor activity; peptide binding
Source: RefSeq, a predicted model, not a curated record